CUGAAAAACUCUUUGUUCUGGUAAGAGACUAAAAUUGGACUGUUCAAAGUUCUAUCUUGACACCGUUCGUUUUCCGUACUAGAGGCCACAGCCGACCAUCGAUUACCCCCAAACAGAUUGCAGGUUCAAGACAAACAGGACCCACAAAUAGAUACAAUAGACCUCCAACUCGCAAUUACAUCCUCAAACCUUUGUCCGUUUACUGCAUUUUCGGACUUCAUUCAGACCUGACCUACUCUUCCUGUAUUUAAUAAUCCUAAUGCCCAUUUUACUAGUCGACUCGUACGACUCCUUUACCUUCAACUUGAAGAGCUUGAUUGAGACGGCGACCGGAGCGGCCGUCUACACGAUCCAUAACGACUCGCUCAGCGGCGAUUCGCUCAGCAACUACCUCGAACUCUUUGAUGCGGUUGUCGUCGGUCCCGGCCCUGGACACCCGGCUAACCCGGCUGACGUCGGGUGUUUGCCAGCGUUGUUCCGCAUGGCGUCGCCGGUGCCGAUCCUCGGGAUCUGUCUCGGCUUUCAGAGCUUGUGCUUGGAGAACGGGAACGUUGUCGACCAGUUGGAAGCCAUCAAGCACGGCCAAAUCUACCACGUGCACGAGUACGGGUCCGACCUGCUAUUUGCAGGGAUUGGGCCGGGCUUCAAGAGCGUACGCUACCAUUCAUUGCAUGCAAGUCUCACGAACGACUCGAUUAUCCCCCUCGCAUACUGCCUCGAAGAUGAGAGCGACGCUGCCUCUCGCAAAGUCUUGAUGGCCGGUAAACACCGCAGUCGCCCUCACUGGGGCGUUCAGUACCACCCGGAGUCCAUCUGCUCCGAAAGCGGUCGCGAGUUGGUUGCAAACUUCUACGCCUUAGCACAGGAGUGGAAUACGGCUAAUGGCCGUGAGUUGGUCAAUGAGACUGCCAAGUUGGCGGCCUUUUCCGCAAUUCUCUUCCAGCCAAAACCGCUCAUUGAGAGCUUUGAGACGGGAGAAAAGAGCAUUAAGGUGCGCGAGUUUUCGCUUCCACGUUCGCCAAUUGAGACGUGUGAGGCGUUCCAAGGGAAAAACCAGGACUUUAUCUUGCUCAAUUCGGCGUUAGCGCCGGGCAGUUGGUCGAUUGUGGGGCUUCCGGAGAGGGGGGAAUCGCCGGUAAUCACCCACUCAACGGAGGCAAAGAAUGUGGUGCAGGUUUCCAAGUGGGGAGCCGAGGGUUCAUCCGCAUACGAGUGCAACUCCAUCUUCGAAUACAUUGCCUCCUUCAUGGAGGAUAAGUUUGUGCCCAAUACGGCCACCACCAACCCUCACCAUCUUCCCUUCCUCGGUGGCUUGAUGGGUGUGUUUCUGUACGAAGAGGGCCAGUUCAUGGCCUUUGAAAAAUUGGAAAAGACUACCAGGGGCCCUAUCCCUGACACCAAGUUGGUCUUUGUCGAGCGCACCGUUCUACACAACGUGGAGUCUGGGAAGUACUACAUUGUUUCGAUCAAAGAAGAUGACCGGGAGUGGAUGGAGGAGACGGUCCAGUGGUUACAAAGCGAGGCGUUCGGCGAGUCUGCUAAAUCUCCUGGUGGCAGUUCUGGGGCCGUAAACGGUUCUGUCUCCUCGCUCUGCCCCAACGGCCCCUCUGAUAUCACCAUCUCCACCCCCGACAAAUCGGAAUACCUCUCAGCCUUUGCCAAAUGCCAGUCGUAUCUCCAUUCUGGUGACUCAUAUGAGCUCUGCCUCACCACUCCCACCACGAUCCGCCUUCCAAAGUCUGUCUCACCGUGGGAUAUCUACAAGGUGCUCACCCGCAAAAAUCCCUCGCCAUACUCCUGCUUCAUGAACUUCCCGGAUUGUACGCUCAUUCUGUCGUCUCCGGAGCGUUUUGUUUCGUGGCAGCACAACGACAAGGUGCAGCUCAGACCAAUUAAGGGGACAGUCAAGAAGACGGCAGAAAUGGAUACCGUGGAAAAGGCAUCCACCAUCCUCUAUACCCCCAAGGAGAUCGGAGAAAACCUCAUGAUCGUGGACUUGAUCAGACACGACUUGUUCGGAAUGUUGGCCCAGGUGGACGUCACCAAGUUGAUGCAGAUCGAGGAGUACCAGACAGUAUUCCAGCUUGUCAGUGUGAUUGAGGGAAAGCUUUCUGGGGGUGUUUAUAGAGGGAUCGACGUUCUUGCGAACUCGCUUCCGCCCGGCUCGAUGACGGGAGCGCCGAAGAAGCGUUCGGUAGAGCUUCUCCAUUUAAUCGAGCGCCAGAAGCGCCGCGGGCUCUACUCUGGCGUGUGUGGGUACUGGUCCGUGACCGACGAUGGUGACUGGUCCGUGGUGAUCCGGUCUGUGUUCAAUUAUGCAGACGAUCUUGCGGAUGACGGAGAAACCCGGACAUGGCGGAUCGGUGCGGGUGGUGCCAUCACCGUGUUGAGCACCGCCGAAGGCGAGUGGGAAGAGAUGGAGAUUAAGCUUGCAAGUGCGUUGCAGGCUUUUACAUAGGGAUGAGGUGGAGCCUCAGAUUGUACAUAGCAUAAGUAAAACUUAAUACGAAA
Molecule: messenger RNA, 2511 nt
Organism: Babjeviella inositovora NRRL Y-12698
Lineage: Eukaryota; Fungi; Ascomycota; Pichiomycetes; Serinales
Gene: ABZ1
Product: 4-amino-4-deoxychorismate synthase
Exons: 1
Coding region: 260-2458 (732 amino acids)
Biological process (GO): L-tryptophan biosynthetic process
Source: RefSeq, a predicted model, not a curated record